AUGGCCGAUAUCGACGAUUAUCUCGAAGAGGGUUUUGACCCGCGCUCUGUUACCGUACCACGCCUACGAUCAAUUCUUGUCACACAUAACAUCGAGUAUCCGGGAACCGCAAAGAAGUCCCAGCUCGUUGAACUAGUGGAACAGCAUGUUUUGCCCCAGGCCCCAAAGCUUCGAGCUCAGCGCGCGCGCGCCAAGAGGUCUAGCAUGGGCAUCGUGAACGCUGGCAGUCCCGAGGAUAACGGUACUUGGGACGAUUAUGAUCUGCCUCCCCCUUCAACGGUGAAGAAACGAUCAAAGUCGCCACGAAAGACAUCAAGUCGCAUUAAGGUUGAGGAUGAUGCUCUUAUGACUCCUGCGCCUAAAAGCCCCACAAAGCGUAGCACUCGAUCAGUAAGCCGCGCGCUUUCGCACACUGACGAGCCCGAUUACUAUGAGGCGCCUCGCUCUGUCCGUCAGCCGCGCAGGUCCGUAACACCGCAGAUUAAGCAAGAACCUGAACCUGAAGAAGACGAAGACGAAGACGAAGAGGAGGAGGAGGAGGAAGCAACAAUUUUACCCGACCACGAAGAGAGUGUUUUUACAUACGAUAAUCCCUUCCAAAGUGGAAGCUCCCCGGCUCAGAACAAAACACCCACCAACCGCCGUCGCACAGCUGGUGAUUCUGUUAGGAGUGUAAAGUCUUCAUCAAGGCUCAGAACAAGCGGUUACAGUGACGACUACGAGGAGUCCUACCAACCUCAAACUCCUAUAUAUCGUGAGCCAACACCGGACUUGCUCGAACCCGGUGAGGAGUUUACACCUAAUGAACAGCUGGAACUUGAGGAAGCUGCAAGUCGAGGCGAGACAGCGGUCGAGCCUCGCAAACCUGCGGGCCAGGUUACCCGUAAAGGCGGUUUCAAGGCUCCUCUCUUGGUGCUAUUUUUGUCACUCUUCGGAGCGUACCUUGCCUGGUAUCGCCAAGAGAAGAUAGCUGUUGGAUACUGCGAGGUUGGUGGACAAGCAAAAUCGCUUGUGUCUCCAGACUUUCCUGUUCCAGACGCUCUCUUGCCUUUCGUUGAGCCCCAAUGCGAACGUUGCCCAGCCCAUGCUUACUGUUACGGAGACUACUCAGUUCGUUGUGAGAGUGGCUUCAUUCUCAAGCCUCACCCUUUGUCUCUUGGUGGUCUGGUCCCUGUCCCACCCACUUGUGAGCCUGAUGGUGAGAAGGCCAGGCGUGUCAAGGCCGUGGCCGAUAAGGCUAUUGAAGAACUCAGAGAACGACGAGCCCAGUAUGAGUGUGGUGAACUUGUUACUGAAGAUGGUCAUAAGGAAGACUCUCCUGCCAUUCCCGAACACGAGCUUAAGAAGACUGUUAGUCGCAAACGCUCCCAUAGACUCAGCGAGGAGGAGUUCGAUGAACUUUGGGCCGCCGCUAUCGGCGAAGUUGCGACAAGGGAAGAGGUCGAGAUUAUUGAGACAGCACCUGCCAUCUUGGGCGUCUUCUAUAUGCGGGCCCGAUACCAGAAGCAUGUAGCUACAAAAGCUCAGAUUCCCGCGUUGGUCGAUACCGUCCUAGGAAGACUUGCCAACCAGAAGGAGCUGGGUGAGGAGGGCAUUGACGACCCGUGGCUGUUUCUACCAAACUUGAGAGAUGACGUUCUCCGAACUGUGCACUCGUUGUCCGAGCGGGAACGCAUCUGGCAGCGAGUCCGAGCUGUGGUAGAACAGAACAGCAACGUCCGAACGAGUCAGCGCGAGGGAAGAAGCGGCGAGGUUGGACGUGCUUGGGAAUGGAUUGGCCCUGUCGCUGGCGAGGGGGCGAGGAGGAGACGAAGUGGCCGAGUGUCGGUCGGUCCUGACUUGCACACAGACUCUCCAGAGGGUUCAAAGGCCACGUCCCAGAUGAAGAAAUGGGAGGAACCAAGGCCUCUCUACUAA
Fusarium coffeatum is the source of this 1917-nucleotide messenger RNA. RefSeq lists its product as uncharacterized. Gene Ontology annotation, molecular function: chromatin binding. The coding region runs from base 1 to 1917 and encodes 638 amino acids. The record is from RefSeq and is a predicted model, not a curated record. The transcript is spliced from 2 exons. Gene Ontology annotation, cellular component: nuclear inner membrane. Lineage: Eukaryota; Fungi; Ascomycota; Sordariomycetes; Hypocreales; Nectriaceae.